UAGGAAGAAACACAACAAAACCAAUACAUUUUGGCUUUGAUCUCUUCCUCUUUUAAUAUUUCCCCCUUCUCUUCAAAUCCUAAUUUCUCUUAGAUCAACUGAACUUGUUUUAACUUCAGAAAAUCAUCAUCAUCAUCGUCACCAUGAAGCAACAACUAGGCUGCUGCCUUAAGUUUCUUGAAACUUCAAAACCCUACUUUGCCAUGAUUUCUUUGCAAUUUGGUUAUGCAGGCAUGAAUAUUAUUACCAAAGUGUCGCUUAACCGAGGCAUGAGCCACUAUGUUCUUGUGGUUUAUCGUCAUGCCAUUGCCACUGCUGUCAUAGCUCCUUUUGCUCUAUUUUUUGAGAGGAAAAAACAGCCGAGAAUUACCUUCCCAAUCUUUGUGCAGCUAUUUGUCCUUGGUCUUCUUGGGCCUGUGAUAGACCAGAACUUUUACUAUGCUGGACUGAAAUAUACGUCGCCAACUUUCUCAUGUGCAAUGAGCAACAUGCUACCUGCUAUGACAUUUGUUAUGGCAGUCAUAUUCAGGAUGGAGAUACUAGACAUGAAGAAAAUAAGAUGUCAAGCAAAGCUGGUGGGUACUGUAAUAACAGUCGCCGGAGCAAUGCUCAUGACACUAUACAAAGGACCAAUUUUAGAAAUGUUUUGGUCUAAAUAUAUUCAUCCUCGUAAAUCCUACGUUACUGAUACUAAUGGAACCACUGACAAAGACUGGCUUAAGGGCUCGAUCCUUCUUAUUAUUGCAACUCUUGCAUGGGCUUCGUUGUUUGUUUUGCAAACGAAAGCAUUGAAGACGUACAAGAAUCAUCAGCUGUCCUUAACGACAUUAGUAUGUUUUUUUGGGACUAUUCAAGCAAUUGGUGUGACCUUUGCGAUGGAACAUAAGCCCUCUGCAUGGCAAAUUGGCUGGGACAUGAAUCUGCUUGCUGCUGCUUAUGCUGGGAUUGUGACAUCAAGUAUUUCAUACUAUGUCCAAGGAUUGGUGAUUAAGAAAAAAGGACCAGUUUUUGCAACUGCUUUUAGCCCUUUGAUGAUGAUCGUUGUUGCUGUCAUGGGUUCUUUCAUCUUGGCUGAAAAGAUAUUUCUUGGAGGUGUGUUAGGAGGAGUUUUGAUAGUGAUAGGACUAUAUGCAGUCCUAUGGGGAAAGCAGAAGGAGAGAAUGGAACAAGAUUCUGAUGAAGAAAUGAUUCUUGAUCCUGUGAAGGCUCAUGACAAUUCUAUUCUGAUUACUAAAGAUAUUGAAGCCAAUGAAAUUGAUUUACAAAAAGCUGAAGCUAAUCAUAAUAAGCUUUCUGUAGUGGCCAUUGCCAUGCCAAUUUCUAUGGCAGACCUUCCCACUCAAGAACCCAAACCCUAAUCCAGAGUAAUAAUUUGAUUGGGGUAGGCUUCUUUUUUUUGCUUUGUAUAAUUAUAUGAUAAUAUAUAUGUAAUAAUGUUAAUUUAUGUUAA
This is a messenger RNA of Mercurialis annua (annual mercury), 1450 nucleotides long. Its product is annotated as WAT1-related protein At5g07050. The record is from RefSeq and is a predicted model, not a curated record. NCBI's taxonomy places the organism in Eukaryota, Viridiplantae, Streptophyta, Magnoliopsida, Malpighiales, Euphorbiaceae. Gene Ontology annotation, cellular component: plasma membrane. The coding region runs from base 144 to 1358 and encodes 404 amino acids. Gene Ontology annotation, molecular function: transmembrane transporter activity. The transcript has 7 exons.